AUGAUGGCUGCUAAAGCCAUCCGUCCAGCUCGUCUGUUGAGCCGCACAGCACACAUUGUCCCUGGCCAGCUACGCGUUACAGAGCUGACCUUUGAGGUGCCCCUAAACCACUCCAACCUCUCUGCCGGAAGUCUCAAGCUCUUCGGCCGCCAAGUCACCAAACAUGAAACUCCCAUCGUGCCCCGCACCAACAGCGAGCAGGACGAGUACAACAGGAAGCCCUACCUCGUCUACCUCGAAGGCGGUCCCGGCUUCGGCAACAAAGAGCCCCAAGACCACAACCUGACCAAGACGGCCCUGGACAAGGGGUACACCCUCCUCCUCCUCGACUACCGCGGCACCGGCCUGAGCACGCCCAUCAACCAGCCCCAUCUAGCCACGCUGGGUGGCCCCCAGGAGCAGGCCGACUACCUCAAGCACUUCCGCGCCGACAGCAUCGUCCGCGACGCCGAGGCCGUGCGCCUCUGCCUGACUGCCGACUAUCCCGAGACUCACAAGAAAUGGUCCAUCUUCGGGCAGUCCUACGGCGGCUUCGUCGCGCUGACGUACCUCUCGCAAUUCCCGCAGGGGUUGCGCGAGGUGUUUCUGACGGGCGGGCUCGCGCCCGUCAAGCGCACGGCCGAGGAGGUGUACACGGCUUUAUACAAGAAGGUGGUCCAGCGCAACGAGGCCUACUACCGGAAGUUUCCCGAGGACGUGGAGCGGGUCCGGAAGGUAGCCAGGUACUUGAAGGAAAACCCCACUUCGCUGCCGGGCGGCGGCGAGCUCACCGUCGAGAGGCUCCUCGGCAUGGGUCUGUGUCUGGGCAUGAACGGCGGCCUGGACCUCAUUCACAGCACGAUCCUGAAGAUGGCCAUGGACAUCGAGCAGUUCGGCUUCAUCACGCGCGCGGCAGGCGCCAGCUUUGAAGGCUCGGUGCCCUUUGACACGGCGCCCAUCUACGCCAUCCUCCACGAGUCCAUCUACGUCAACGGCUCCGCUCACGGGGCAUCGAACUGGGCCGCUUACCGCGUUGGCAAGAAGCUUGCUGCGGAGUCCGAGCCGGGACUCAGCUGGCUGUCUUCUGCUGUUGUCAAUGACGACGAAGCCCUCUCCUCCGCGGACACCACCAAUGACAAACCGCUGUACUUCUCAGGCGAAAUGGUCUACCCCGCUCAUUUUUCCUGCUACCCGGAACUGAAAGACAUGAGGCAGACGGCCGAAAUCCUCGCCGCGUACGACCAGUGGCCGGAGCUCUACGACCUGGACCAGCUGGCACGGAACGAGGUGCCCGUUUACGCGGCCAGUUACGUCGAGGACAUGUAUGUCGAUGCGGACUUUGCGAGGGAGACGGCCAGGGCCGUCAAGGGGACCAAGGUGUUUGAGACGAAUGUCAUGUAUCAUGGUGCGCUGAGGGCCAAGACGGAGGAGGUUCUGGGGCAGCUGUUUAAGUUGAGGGAUGAUACUUUGGAUUAG
Molecule: messenger RNA, 1455 nt
Organism: Sordaria macrospora k-hell
Lineage: Eukaryota; Fungi; Ascomycota; Sordariomycetes; Sordariales; Sordariaceae
Biological process (GO): proteolysis
Molecular function (GO): peptidase activity
Source: RefSeq, a predicted model, not a curated record